Molecule: messenger RNA, 2148 nt
Organism: Giardia duodenalis
Lineage: Eukaryota; Fornicata; Diplomonadida; Hexamitidae
Product: Ankyrin repeat protein 1
Exons: 1
Coding region: 1-2148 (715 amino acids)
Molecular function (GO): protein binding
Source: RefSeq, a predicted model, not a curated record
AUGCAUGCAGCCCAGCAGGGGCACACUGGCCCCGUUGAGCUGCUUGUUGAGAAGGAGAAGGGUCUCAGGGACAAGAACGGCUGGACCGCGCUCAUGCACGCCGCACAUAGGAACCAUCCCGAGGCAGCUAGGAUCCUCGUCCCUCAUGAGCAUAGAAAAGAAGACAAUAACGGUCGCACCGCCCUGAUGAUCGCCGCACAGCAGGGGAGCCUUGAAGUAGUAAAGCUCCUUCUUGACCAUGAGAAGGGGCUGAAGGACAAGGACGGUAACACGGCCUUCGUGCACGCCCUCAGGAACAAGCACACAGACAUAGCUCUGCUUCUUCGCGAGCAUGAGGCCCCCUCGUGGACCCCUCUCAUGUGCGCGUCCUUCACGGGGGACGUCACAACAGUCAAGGAACACCUCUCAGACAAGGACAAGAGGAACAAUGACGGCAAUACCGCACUGAUGAUUGCUGCCAGAGCGAGGCACAAGGACGUCGUGGAGCUCCUCGAUCCCACAGAUGAGAAUGGCGUCACUGCCCUCAUGCGAGCUGUUGACAGAAAUGAUGUAGAUACUGUGAAGGCCCUCCUUCCUCUCCAGGGGGGACAGAAGGCGACGGGGGAUGUCGCGAUGGGCUGCUGGGCCAUCAGCGAGGGAACAGCCCUUAUGAGGGCAGCAGUCCGUGGCCACGCAGAGAUAGUGGAGCUGCUCCUGGAGAAGGAGGGAGGCGUGCAGAAUGAGGAUGGCGAAACCGCCCUCAUGCUGGCAGCAGAGAGAAACCAUUCAGAUUGUGUUAGACUACUAGUAAAGAAGGAGGGCGGGAUGCGGGAUAGGUAUGGCGAGACCGCUCUCAUAAGGACGGCAGAGGAAGGCCACGCAGAGAUAGUGGAGCUGCUCGUGGAGAAGGAGGCGGGCAUGAAGGAUAGUGACGGCCAGACUGCCCUCGUGCUUGCAGCAAAAGAAGGCCACAGAGAAUGUGUCGCGCUGCUCCUGGAGAGGGAGGGCGGGAUGCAGACUAGUGAUGGGGUGACAGCCCUCGUGACAGCAGAGCAGAAUGACAAGCAAGACUGUGUUAAGCUACUGGUGGGAAACGACCGUGAGCGUGCUGCCUCGGGCUGGACGAGCCUUAUGUAUGCUGCUUACAUUGGAGAUGCUGAUGCAGUGAGGAGUAGCCUUCAGGAGGCGGGGAUGAAGGAUCGUGACGGAUGGACCGCCCUCAUGCGGGCGGCAGAGAGGGGCCACCCAGAGUGCGUCAAGCUAUUACUGGAGAAAGAGGGGGGCAUGAAAGUGGACAUGGCGAUCACGAAAGGGCUCGUGGAACGGAGUAUGCUGGAGGAACGGAGGGUGAUGACGUAUUUACUUGCUGCUGGCGAUACCGCCCUCAUGCGGGCAGCAGAGGAGGGCCAUGGAGAGAUAGUGGACAUACUCUUGGAGAAGGAGGGCGGGGUACAAGACAGCUAUGGACGGACCGCCCUUGUGUUUGCAGCAGAGGGAGGUCACGGAGACUGUGUUAGACUAUUGCUAAAGAGGGAGGGCGGGGUACAGGAUGGGUUUGGACGGACCGCCCUCAUGGGGGCGGCAGAGAGUGGCCACCCAGAGUGCGUCAGGCUCCUACUAGAGAAGGAGGGCGGGAUGAAGAGUGAUAGUAGCGAGACAGCCCUCACGCUGGCAGCAGCACGUGGCCACGCAGAGAUAGUGGAGCUGCUCCUAGAGGAAGAGGCAGGCAUGCAGGAUAUUUUUGGAUGGACAGCCCUCAUAAGGGCAGCAGAGAGUGGCCACGCAGGCUGCACUAGAAUAUUGCUAGAGAAGGAGGGCGGGAUGCGGAAUGAGGAUGGCGAAACAGCCCUUAUGCUUGCAGCAAGGUAUGGUAGCACAGACUGUUUUAAGCUCCUACUAGAAAAGGAAGGAAGUAUGAGAAGUAACAAUGGACAGACAGCUCUUAUGGCUGCAGCAAAGGAAGGUCACUCUGCCCACGUCGCGCUGCUCUUGGAGAAGGAGGGUGGGAUGCAGGAUAGUGACGGAUGGACCGCCCUCAUGUGGGCAGUAUCCUGCAGCCAGAUAGAGUGUGUGAGACUCCUCGCAGAGAAGGAGAAGAACAUAAACAGGAGGAAGCUCUUGGACAUAGCCGAGGGCAAUAGCGAGAUACUAGCCAUCCUCUCAGAGUAG